Mustela lutreola (European mink) is the source of this 2790-nucleotide messenger RNA. It is a transcript of the gene CARD9, whose product is annotated as caspase recruitment domain family member 9. The record is from RefSeq and is a predicted model, not a curated record. Bases 1082 to 2692 code for a protein of 536 amino acids. Lineage: Eukaryota; Metazoa; Chordata; Mammalia; Carnivora; Mustelidae. The transcript has 13 exons. Gene Ontology annotation, biological process: regulation of apoptotic process; positive regulation of canonical NF-kappaB signal transduction.
GCCCAGAACCAGCUGGUCCUGGAAGCGUGAGGUCAGCCUCUGUCCUCCCGGAGACCCGCGGGGGUGGGGGGUGGGCGUCAGGCUGCCGGUGCCCGCCAGACUCCGACGCGCCGGAGGCCCAGGGACGGAGGACGGCAGGGAGCUGGUGCGGUGAGGUGCACUGUCGGGGCGGUGGAGCCCGGAGCCCUGGUCUGGACCUUCUCGGCCUGCCCGGCCUCUCCCUAGCUGUUGUCUCCACCUGGCAGCCAGCGCCUCCAGCCGGCGACGCAUUGGCCGGGGGCUUUCCCCGGCAGGAGCGGGGCUGGGGGCCUUCUCCCCUGACGGUAGGCCCGACCUCUGCCGGCUGGGGAACAGCGCUUAUGAAAGCAGUUUGUGUGGCGUCAGGCUCCCAGGAACCUGCUGCAGAGAGCUGGCUGAGGGGAGACGCUUCCUGGAAGAAACGGGCUUGUGCUGUGCUGGCUGUGGUGCAGGCUGGAGACCACAUGGGACAAGCGUGGCCAGGUCCCUGGCCUGCCGGCCACAGCGGCCUUUCCAGCUGUGUGCCCUCUGGACGCUGCCCUCCUAGGAUCACGUCCCCGCGGUGGGCGGCUGCACGUGUGGGCCCCGGUGGAGCGCCCAGAGCUGGGACUUGCACCCUCCUCUCGCAGGUUGCCCACACUGCUGGUUCCCAGCCAGUCCCUGCUGGAGAAGCCUCUGGAAGGCGGCGUCCAGGCCAGAGCAGACUGGACGGUGCACUGGUCUCCUCUGGCUCCAGGGAGGGUCUUUGCUCACACUUCCACUUAGUGGGCGCCAGGGCUGGGCCUCCAGGCCUCUAAGCAAGACUUCCACUUCCCUCCGCCCCGCCUCCCGGGCCCUGCCAGGCAGGCGAAUCAGAAGGCAGGCCCCAGGAGCGGCUCCCUCGGGGAGGACCUGCCAGGCUCCGUGGAGCUCCCCAGCACCGUCAGGAAGGCACAGUUCUCCUCCCGGGCUCUGCCGGCUGGCCGGCAGCACCUCCUCCCGCUCAUCGGACGAGGGUGGCCCAGGCUGACCCACAUCCCACCGUGCAGGGGCCCCUCCAGGACCUUGAGCCGUGACCAUCGUCAUGUCAGACUACGAGAACGAGGACCAGUGCUGGGGCGCCCUGGAGAGCUUCCGCGUGAAGCUCAUCUCCAUCAUUGACCCCUCGCGCAUCACGCCCUACCUGCGCCAGUGCAAGGUGCUGAGCCCCGACGACGAGGAGCAGGUGCUCAGUGACCCCAACCUGGUCAUCCGCAAGCGGAAAGUGGGUGUGCUCCUGGACAUCCUGCAGCGGACUGGCCACAAGGGCUACGUAGCCUUCCUCGAGAGCCUGGAGCUCUACUACCCGCAGCUCUACAAGAAGGUCACGGGCAAGGAGCCUACCCGUGUCUUCUCCAUGAUCAUCGACGCAUCGGGGGAGUCGGGCCUGACGCAGCUGCUGAUGAGCGAGGUGCUGAAGCUGCAGAGGAGGGUGCAGGAGCUGACGCAGCGGCUGGGCUCCCAGGACGAGCUGGCGGCCGAGCUGCGGCUGAAGGACGGGCUGCUCCGCAAGCACCAGGAGCGCGUGCAGCGGCUCCGGGAGGAGUGCGAGGCCGGCGCUCGCGAGCUCCGGCGCUGCAAAGAGGAGAACUAUGACCUGGCCCUGCGCCUGGCCCGCCAGAGCGAGGAGAAGGGUGCCGCGCUCACGCACAGCCGCGACCUGCAGCUCGAGGUGGAGCGGCUCAAGCACUGCCUCAUGAAGGCAGAAGACGACUGCCGGGUGGAGCGCAGGAACACGCUGAAGCUGCGGCAUGCCGUGGAGCAGCGGCCCAGCCAGGAGCUGGUGUGGGAGCUGCAGCAGGAGAAGACGCUGCUGCGGGCGCGCGUGCAGGAGCUGGAGGCCACCGUGCAGGAAGGGAAGCCAGACAAGAGCAGCCCCUACGUCCAGGUGCUGGAGGGGGACUGGAGGCAGGCGCUGCGGGACCACCAAGAGCAGGCCGACACCAUCCUGUCUCUGCGCAAGGCCCUGCGGCAGGGCGAGGCCCUGCAUGCCCGGUGCGUGGAGGAGAAGGAGAUGUUCGAGCUGCAGUGCCUGGCCCUCCGGAAGGACUCCGAGAUGUACAAGGACCGCAUCGAGGCCGUGCUGCGGCAGAUGGAGGAGGUGGCCGGUGAGAGGGACCAGGCCAUCGCCACGCGGGAGGAGCUGCACGCACAGCACUCGAGGAGCCUGCGGGAGAAGGAUGCGCUGCGGAAGCAGGUCCGGGAGCUGGCUGAGAAGGCGGACGACCUGCAGCUCCAGCUGUUCCAGCGCGAGGGCCAGCUGCUGGCCGCGGAGGGCAGGCUCAGGCGGCAACAGCUGGACGCUCUCGUCCUGAGCUCCGACCUGGAGGACAGCUCACCCAGGAACUCCCAGGAGCUCUCGCUCCCCCUGGACCUGGAGGCCAUCCAGCUCUCAGACAAAGGUGGCCCAGCCGACGGGGACAGCCCACAGCAGCCCUUUGCGGCUCUGCAGGAGGAGCAUCUUUCCCUGACCCCCAAUGACGCGGGCCCGAGCGGCGGGGAGCCCCCCGAGAAGGAGCGGCGGCGCCUCAAGGAGAGCUUCGAGAACUACCGCAGGAAGCGCGCGCUCCGGAAGAUGCAGCCCGGCGCGCGGCCGGCGGAGGCGGACUGGGAGAACACCACGGGCAGCGACAACACCGACACCGAGGGCUCCUAGCCCGCCCGCGCGCGGGGACCACGCCGGGCCGGGGGCGUCCUCUGGGCGGGCAGCGCGGUCACAUGCAGUGCCGUGAAUAAACGACCGGGCUCCCGGCA